CCUAAAUCAAAAACGUUUGACUAUUGUGUAAAUUAGUUUAUGUUUUUAAUGUUUUAUUUUAACUGUUUCUACAUCGACUCUGUUUCCAUGGUCAGAAAUGCUCUUCAUUUAACUGUUAUGUUGCCAUUUCAGCACCACAUUCGUGGUCAGCGCUGCUCUUCAAAGCGGCUCUAUUUCAAUGGACCCUUUAACAUUGUAAAGAGUGAAUUAUACUGGGAUAUUGCCUAAUCUUUGUAAAGAAGAGGCAAACGUUUUCUGUACUAUAAAUUGUAUUCAUAUGUAUAUAUACACAUUUUUAGUAGCCUACGUAAUGCACAGUAAUGCCAUACUGCUGCUUAUAGUUGCAGAAAGUUGCUUUCGGUCUCGAUGAUUAGCUUCACGCAAGGUGUAUUUUGUUUGACCUUUCUUCUUCAGUUACUUCUUGUAUCAUGGUUUACAUUUAUCCUAAAUACAUUGUCUUAUAUGAAUUAAUGAAUUACAUUUUAUUUUCGUGUCAAAUCGCCAGUUUGCAACCCUUUGACACAAACAUUACAAUAAUGCACUGUGAUUGGCACCAAGAGAUGAUUCAAGUGUGAGACAGGUCUACACAGAAUUUAUAUACAUACGUGUCAUUUGCUAUAAAGGAGCUACUUAUUUGUUUAAUUGAAUUGUAGGUCGCCAUUAUCCUUUUAUUCCAGGCUUUAUCUAAAAACAUCCGCAAACAGAAAUACACAAUGGACAAAAAAAACAUGUCAGUUUUUCCUCAUGGCUCAGCCACAUCAUUUCAGGGUUUAUCUGGUGGGCUUUCUGCAAUAAAGACAAGCAUAUAUUGUGGUAGAAAGGUCCGUAGAGGAUCAAAUGAAUUUCCUUCUCUAUUUUUUCGAGGUCAUAGUCUUUUCUCUUCCAUUUCACCAUUAUACCGACCUGUUUCACUACGCAGGGGCAAUAUCCCUGAUCUUACCUGUUUCACUACGCAGGGGCAAUAUCCCUGAUCUUACCUGUUUCACUACGCAGGGGCAAUAUCCCUGAUCUUACCUGUUUCACUAAGCAGGGGCAAUAUCCCUGAUCUUACCUGUUUCACUACGCAGGGGCAAUGUCCCUGAUCUUACCUGUUUCACUACGCAGGGGCAAUAUCCCUGAUCUUACCUGUUUCACUACGCAGGGGCAAUGUCCUUGAUCUUACAUGGGCACAUAGCGAUCUCUUGCUUAUAUGUAGGUUGUUCAUAAUAUAUCUCUCACACACGAAUUCACCCUCAAUCAAACAAAAGGUUUUCAACUUGGGUUUAUGAUUAAUCUCCUCCACUCAUUUAUUUUCAUAUUGCGUAAUCAGUUUUUUUUAACAGCGUCAAUGUCUCACUUAAUUCGGUUUUCGUACAACUGUUCACAGUCAGACUGUUGGAAAAUGUCAGACAUUUCAGUUGCCCAUGCUCCCCUUUUGGAGAGAUCCCAUUGGAAAAACUUUGCUGACUAUUCUGGCAAUUGCUAUAUCCAACGGUCUAUUCCAAAGUCUCACCAUACACGCCUUCCAUCUCAUCUCAUAGGGUUCCCAGCGCAUGUCCCCAGUUAUUGCCAGUAUAGAUGCAAACAUUGUGGGUACCUACAAAAUAACGCACUGCUCUGUUAUGGACAUGUUCGUUUUUGAGAUACCUCUUAGCACCCUACAUUCCUGCUGAAUAGUCAAAAACAGGACACACGCAUAUCUGAUACAGUUUGGAAUACGUGGCAUAAUCAAUAUCUUUGUGUUUUCCUUUUUCUUUAACCCCCCCCAACAGCUCUACUUACUGAGUCGGCCAGGGCAGAUGUAUAGAAAGGGCAUAUGUGAUUCAAUUGCCUACAUUACUGGGUUGGGUGAAGCUUCAUAGUGCUAUGCUUUAUUCCAUGGAGAUUCACACCUUCCCAAAUAUGUUGGAAGGUGUUAUUUUUGAAGUAUCUGUUGUUCAGUAGAUUGAACUCAGAGGGACGCUGUUGGUCAGUGUGUUGCAGUUUUAGAGCAGAUUUGCAGCAGUACCUCCCCCACCAUCUCGAUAUAUUAGAAAGAGAAAGAGCCGCACGCAGAGCGCACAGUCCGGGUUACAGAGAACACUAAGCACCGAUACACCGUACUGAGAUUCUUUUGUUCUGGAGAUACGGAUUAUUGCUAUUUUUUGUAUUUCUUGUUGGACAUACAUCUGAAGGAAUUAUACUGUUCUCAUAUCGGAUUAUAAGGCGGUUGUUGUUUCAUGUUGAAGGGAAAAUGUCGGACAGAACAAUGACACGGCAAAUACUGUUGUUUAUCUCGGUUCUCUCUCUCAGUUCAGUACACGGGCAGGUCAGUUACUCCAUUCCCGAGGAAAUGGCGAAAGGUUCUUUAGUUGGUAACAUAGCGCAGGAUUUGGGUUUAGAUAUCAAUAGACUGAAAUCAGGUAAUGCUCGUAUUUACACUGGAGACAGCGCAGAGUACAUCGAGCUGAACAAAGAAAGGGGAGUUCUCCUCAUCAAAGACAGAAUAGACCGUGAAGCUCUCUGCGGAGAGACGACGCCUUGCGCACUACAUUUUCAGAUUAUUCUAGAGAACCCGAUGGAAUUUUAUUCCAUUACUGUUGAGGUAACUGAUGUCAAUGACAACCCACCGGUUUUCAAGAAAAGUGAUAUCAGGUUUAGAAUUAGCGAGUCAGCUCUGACGGGAGCUAAAUUCAUUUUGGAGAGAGCUAUAGAUCCAGACGUUGGUAUUAAUGGACUCCAAAGCUAUUCUCUCAGUUCAAAUGGUAAUUUUGCACUAAAACUGCAAAAUCAGCCAGGUGGUGGUAAAAAUGUCGAAAUGAUUUUACAGAAGUCUCUAGAUCGAGAAAAACAAGAGCAAAUAUUAAUAGUGUUAACAGCAAUGGAUGGAGGAGAGCCUCAGAUAUCUGGUACUGCACAGAUACUCGUCACCGUGUUAGACGCCAAUGACAAUGCCCCAAUUUUUACGCAGCCGAUUUACAGAGCUACAAUUACUGAGAAUGCACAGAAAGGUACAGUUGUUACUAAGGUCAGUGCACACGAUGCUGAUCAGGGCACUAAUGGCAAAAUAACAUACUCAGUAACAAAUACACAGGACGAUUUUCCUGAAAUGUUUGAAAUUAAUUAUGUUGAUGGUGAAGUUAUAUUAACUGGGGAAAUAGACUAUGAAAAAGCUCACCAUUAUCAGAUACAUAUACAAGCCAGUGAUGACGGAGGGCUGACUGAUUCAUGUAAAAUAAUUCUUGACGUCAUUGAUAUAAAUGAUAACAAACCAGCUAUUAAUAUUAUGUCCAAGACUAACGUCAUAACAGAAGAUUCUAAACCCGGUACUGUAGUAACUAUGAUUAAUGUACAAGACCCAGACUCAGGUGAAAAUGGUAAAGUCCAGUGUUCGAUAAACGACAAUAUUCCAUUUACCAUCAAAUCAACGAAAAAUAAUUUCUUUACUUUAGUAACAGACAGUGACUUGGACCGAGAGAGAGCCCCUGAAUAUAACAUCAGUGUGACGUGCUCUGAUGAGGGAGUGCCCUCUCUCUCCAGCAGCGUCACUCUCACCUUACAGAUAUCAGAUGUGAAUGACAACGCGCCUGUCUUUGAGAGGAGCUCAUAUGAGGCCUACAUUAUAGAAAACAACACACCGGGCCUCUCUAUAUUCACAGUGAAAGCCAGAGACGCUGACUGGAACCAGAAUGCCCGUGUUUCUUACAUACUCGAGGACUCCUCGGUUAACGGCGUGUCCGUCUCAUCAUAUGUGUCCGUUAGUGCUGAUAGUGGAGUCGUCCAUUCAGUGCGCUCUUUUGACUACGAGCAGAUCAAGGAUUUCCAGUUCCGCGUAAAAGCGCAGGAUGGAGGCUCUCCUCCUCUCAGUAGCAAUGUGACUGUGAAAAUAAUGAUCCAGGACCAGAACGACAACGCGCCUCAGGUUCUGUACCCAGUCCAGACUAGCAGCUCUCUGGUGGCUGAAAUGGUGCCUCGUUCAGCAGAUGUGGGCUAUCUUGUGACUAAAGUGGUGGCUGUUGAUGUGGACUCUGGACAGAAUGCCUGGCUCUCGUAUAAACUGCAGAAAGGGACGGACAGAGCGCUGUUUGAAGUGGGCUUACAGAAUGGAGAAAUAAGAACUAUACGUCAAGUAACUGAUAAAGAUGCGGUGAAACAAAGGCUCACUGUUGUAGUGGAGGACAACGGGCAGCCCUCUCGUUCAGCUACAGUCAAUGUUAACGUGGCGGUGGCGGACAGCUUCCCUGAAGUGCUCUCGGAGUUCACUGACUUUACGCACGACAAGGAGUACAAUGACAACCUGACUUUUUACUUAGUCUUGGCUUUGGCUGUGGUCUCAUUUCUUUUCAUCACAUGUUUAGUGGUUAUUAUAUCUGUGAAAAUAUACAGAUGGAGACAGUCUCGCGUCCUUUAUCAUUCCAAUCUCCCGGUUAUUCCGUAUUAUCCACCGCGUUACGCAGACACUUUGGGGACAGGAACCCUACAGCACGUGUACAAUUACGAGGUGUGCAGGACGACUGACUCCAGAAAGAGUGACUGUAAGUUCGUCAGACCCUGUAGUCAGAACGUACUGAUAAUGGACCCCAGUUCUACAGGGACGAUGCAGCGGAUGCAGAGUGAACAGAACAUCCUGGAUGAACCAGACUCCCCAGUAGAGCAAAAGCCUCCUAACGCCGACUGGCGCUUCACCCAAGGCCAGAGACCUGGACCCAGUGGGGCUGGAGGCCCCCCUGAAAUGGCCAUGGGAACCGGACCCUGGCCCAACCCCCCCACCGAGGCUGAGCAGCUCCAAGCCCUGAUGGCCGCCGCUAACGAAGUGAGCGAAGCGACUGCCACCCUGGGGCCGGGCACCAUGGGUCUAAGCACCCGUUACAGCCCCCAGUUCACCCUGCAGCACGUGCCCGACUACCGUCAGAACGUCUACAUCCCUGGCAGCACCGCCACCCUGACCUCCAAUCCCCAGCAGCAGCAGCAGAUGGCGGCCCAACAACAGGCCCUGCAGGCCCAGCCCUCCGAGGCCUCGGCUCAGCCUGAACCCCCCAAGGCUGCCCAGACCCCCGCCUCCAAGAAGAAGUCCACCAAGAAGGAGAAGAAGUAGGAUGGAUGGAAGGACGAACGAUGAAUGGAUAGAUAUGGAGUAUACGAUGAGAAGAGAACGACCCGAUGAGAACUGAAAUUUAACCACAGGAGGCUGCUGAGGGGAGGAGUGCUCGUAAUGGCCGGAACAGAGCGAAUGGAAUGGCAUCAAAGACAUGGAAACCAUGUCUUUGAUACCAUUCCUCUCCAGCCAAUACCACAAGCCUGUCCUCCCCAAUUAAAGUGCCACCAACCUCCUGUGAAUUCAACCCUCCCUUACCCCCACUUUUCCACACAAUGCGUUUACUCUAACCAUGGUUGGAAUUGUAUUGGUCACGCUCAUAUGAUAAAACAAAAUAUGGAGAUGGUUUAGGAAUGUUUGUUUUUGGGCUCUUGAAUCUGGAAAGGGUUAAGAGCAAACAGCAUGGACAUUUUGUUUUUGUUUUCUUUCUGAAGGCUAGUUAGAAACGGUUGUUUUUGUUUUCUUUCUGAAGGCUAGUUAGAAACGUUUUUUUUUUGUUUUCUUUCUGAAGGCUAGUUAGAAACGGUUGUUUUUGUUUUCUUUCUGAAGGCUAGUUAGAAACGUUUUUUUUUUGUUUUCUUUCUGAAGGCUAGUUAGAAACGUUUUUUUUUUGUUUUCUUUCUGAAGGCUAGUUAGAAACGUUUUUUUUUGUUUUCUUUCUGAAGGCUAGUUAGAAACGUUUUUUUUUGUUUUCUUUCUGAAGGCUAGUUAGAAACGGUUGUUUUUGUUUUCUUUCUGAAGGCUAGUUAGAAACGGUUGUUUUUGGAAAGCCUGUGUUCUGUUCUACUCAACAGCAAAGUAUUAAUGGUAUUUCCUGGUAAGGAAGACUGGAGUUGGGGGGGGGGGGGAUCAAUGAAUUUGGAUUCACUUCAGACAACAGAUUGAGUGUAAGAAACUUUGCUGGGGUAACAAGGUUCACCCAGUGACGUAUUCACAGGUUGAUAUUUUAACCAUGUUCCCUAAGAUGUUUCAUGUUGGAUUUGUAAUUCUUUAUUUUCCUGAGUUGGAAAGUAGAUCAGUGUUGACUACUAGAUUGCCAUGCUCAGAUUCCUAUAUAGCAGUUCUAAAACCAAUCUGUGCGGCACUCAGCUGAAUAUGAAAAUCCCGACGUGAGCCUCCACCGCUAUAUAGGAUCAGCCUCAUAGGAUCCUACACCACAGCUCUUUGGAACACAAGGGUAUCCCGUCCACUGGUAGUAUUCUACUCCUCUGCAUGUUCCUAUAGCUUCAAACCACAGAUCUUCUAGAAGAUUCAACAAUGCAUUGCUUAAGUGUUGCAAAGAAGACGACCACCUUAACUCCUCUCCCAAAAAUACUGGUUGAUAAAUGCACUUGUAGCAUUUAUCUGACGUGGUAGAGAAAAAUUAUUAAUAUGAUUUUGUAAGCAUUAGUUAAAUGGUAAGAUUAGAGUCUUUUGUUGUUUGUUAUGACCUUAGCGUGAACCUUAUUGGAGUGCUAGGGCAGAGGGGGAGGGGCAUGUUCUAGUACUAUCAUCAGUCCUGUUGGCUGGCUUGGUGACAUAGUAGGCACUGCCCCUUUUUUAAAAGGGCAAAGAGACCACCUGCUGUCCCCUUAUGCCCCCUCUCCUCACUGGCUAUCCCACUUCAACCAUAGGAGAUGCACUGUUCAUACUAUAAAGAUCAGCUGUAGGGUAAAAAGCCCUUCAGAGGAGGGCACAAGUAGAGAUCUUCAACAAACUGCUUAGAAGUUACACUUCUUAGGUCACUAGGCUCCAGAUUGAGUGUUCACCCCUUGCUAUGUAUCCUGAAGUGCAGAUGAUUCUAUUCCUUGAUGUGAUAAGAUACAUUUUUUGACGACUCAGUAGUAUAAGAGUUGUUUAGAAGAUAAGUAGGAAGUCUUUCCUUUGCCGUCAGUCCGUCCAUCUGUCAGGCUACUGGUUAGAUACCACUGCAUGAAGAGGCAGCAGGGUUCAAGGGGGAGUGGAAAGGGAUGGGGUUAUGGGGUACGACGUCUGGGUUGGUACCAUUAGAUUGACGGGGAGGGGGGGCAACGACCUUGGCUCUACUCACUGAAUGUACAUAGGCAAGGUCCACCCCUAAACUUCCUCUAAUGCACUGACCCAGGUUAGAGGUUGACAGAGCCAAACACAUCUUUCCAUGUGACGGAGAUACCACUUCAGAAGAAGGGAGGGGGGGGGCAGAGUUUGCUAGUUCCAUUCCUCGCUGUAUCUAUCCCCUGUGUAAAUCCACUCUGGUAAAGCUAACCUCAGACUCUGCCCUCCACUACCUGGUCCUGUGAAGGCUCUUCCCCACUGUAAAUAAACACUGGUCCUGUCGAUGGCAUGAGCCAGUUGUUUGUCUAGUACGGACCACGUCCAGCAUUUUCAAAUGAAAAGUCCUCUCCACAAGGCGUGGCUUACUACUGGAAUGUGUUGCAUUUGUUUUUCAAGAAAAAUAUGAAAACCCCAGCGAGGAAAAAAAGAUCUCGGAAAUGUUCUUCUACAGUUUGUGUUGCAAUGUCGUAACUAAACACCAUGAAGGGCAACUAACUCUUCAGUGUAAAUAAAGUUGUUAACUUUAGACGAUGAGUAAACAGUGACACACAUAGACUAGUUAACUUGUGAUAUGUGUUGCGCAUAUUUUUGUGUUCAUUUUCACUCUCUCCAUUUUACCACCCUGUAAAGAAACCAAACAAAAAAAGUAUAUUGAAAAAAUGUUUCUAUCCUUCUGUAACCUCUUUACGUUUUUUUUCUGUGAUUCAUAUCGCGCAUUUGUGCAGGAAUGCCUCUCUGUCCAUAUGAACAAAUCAUUAUAAAUAUUAUAUAUGUGUGUACGUCCGCCUGCUGCUGAAUUAAUCCUCUCCUGUGCUGUGGCCUGAUAUCUUUCUUAUGAAACUCUUAGACCCCCCCCUAAUCUCUUAUUUGUUAUGCUAAUAUUUAUAUUGCUGUUUUAUUUUCUCUUGAACACUGACGUUUCAAAUAAAAGGUUCUGAAAUCAUUAAA
This is a messenger RNA of Salvelinus fontinalis (brook trout), 8014 nucleotides long. Its product is annotated as protocadherin gamma-C5-like. The record is from RefSeq and is a predicted model, not a curated record. Lineage: Eukaryota; Metazoa; Chordata; Actinopteri; Salmoniformes; Salmonidae. Gene Ontology annotation, molecular function: calcium ion binding. The transcript has 4 exons. Gene Ontology annotation, biological process: homophilic cell-cell adhesion. Bases 2213 to 5053 code for a protein of 946 amino acids. Gene Ontology annotation, cellular component: plasma membrane.